AUGCUCAAAACACUUCUUGUUCUGGCCCUUCCAGCCUUGGCUCUAGCCGACGAUGCCUUCUCUGUUCUCAAGCGCCAGCUGGUCAGGAUUCCGUGUAGUGAGUCGGGUCUCAAGGAUUGUGGCGACAUCUGCAUCCCCUUGACCUAUACCUGCUGCCCAGGCCAGCAGGGCGGCUGCCCCUUGACUUCCAGGUGCUGGCUCGGCAACAACGGCCAGUAUGCUUGCUGCCCGAUUGGCCAGAUCUGCGACGGCCCCGGCGGCGUCAACACGCUACCCGGCGAGACAGUGACGUCCACCAUUGUCUUCACGGAGUCGGUUUCGGACGAGCAGACUUCCACGUCCUUCUUCGCCGAGACCUCCACCGCAACUUUUACCCUUACUUCCGAGAUCGAGAGCACCUCGACAGGAACUUCUCUCCUGGCAGAGCCGACCACCUCUCUUCCGGCACCACCGGUAGUUCCCAAUACACCGACGACGACUGCUGUGCUCCCGACAAUCAUCGUGAACAAUACUUCGACCCGGCCGCCUCCGGUCACAGUCAACGGAGCGAACACUCGUGGUGGCUCAUUCCUUCAGGUCAUCGCUGCUGGUGCCGUAGCCUUGCUUGCACUUUGA
Molecule: messenger RNA, 615 nt
Organism: Colletotrichum orchidophilum
Lineage: Eukaryota; Fungi; Ascomycota; Sordariomycetes; Glomerellales; Glomerellaceae
Product: GPI anchored serine-threonine rich protein
Exons: 1
Coding region: 1-615 (204 amino acids)
Source: RefSeq, a predicted model, not a curated record